This is a messenger RNA of Syngnathus typhle (broad-nosed pipefish), 5642 nucleotides long. It is a transcript of the gene virma, whose product is annotated as vir like m6A methyltransferase associated. Gene Ontology annotation, molecular function: RNA binding. Gene Ontology annotation, cellular component: RNA N6-methyladenosine methyltransferase complex. The transcript has 27 exons. The record is from RefSeq and is a predicted model, not a curated record. Lineage: Eukaryota; Metazoa; Chordata; Actinopteri; Syngnathiformes; Syngnathidae. Bases 76 to 5493 code for a protein of 1805 amino acids.
UGCAGGUGGCAGUCGUGCCCCGGAAGUAGUAAUCAAUGAAGGCGGAAGUUGACCCCGCAGUCCUAACCGAAAGCAAUGGCGGGGGAUUCUUCAACUGAGCUUCUUUUUCUAGAUACGUUUAAACACCAAAGCGCCGAGUUUACCAAUGUGGAUGUGGUGCGCUUCCCUUGUGGGGUGCUGAUCACAGAAGUCCGUGUCAUUCCUCCCGGAAUUAAAGCACAUAGCAACUUACCUGACAGCAGAGCAUGCGGAGAGACAUCCCCUCAUGCCUUCCAGCUUGAGCUGUUCUUCAAUAAUGUCCCCAAACCCAACAGCCCAGCCUUCAACAGACUUGGCAGUCUGGAAUAUGACGAGAACAAGUCGAUUGUCUUCAGACCCAGUGGAAAGAUCAACACAGAUGGCCUGGUGCUGCGUGGCUGGUACACCACCCUGACCUUGGCUGUGUACGGGACAGCGGAGCGUCCGCACGGACACGAGCAAGGCUCGUCGCCGCCGCCACCUCCCCCGCCGCCCACACAGCCAUGCGGGUCCAAAAGACUUGUCAAGCAAGAAUGGGAAAAAGAUGACCAAUACAACGGCAGCCCGCCCAGACCGGGACCCCGAGGUCCUCGCACUCCACCUGGGCCGCCACCCCCUGACGAUGACGACGAGGAGCAGGUCCAAGUACCGGGACCGAGCAUGGGCCUAGUCAAAGACGAGCCACGCGAGGACUACCUGGAGGCCGUGUCGCCCGAACGGUCGCUGGCCGCCGACGAAGCGUACUCCGACGCUGAGCAAGAGGAGGGCGAGGACGAAGAGGAGGGGCAGGAGGAGGAAGAGGACAUGCAGACGGAGGGGAGCGUUCCGGAGGACGAGGAAGAAGACGACGAUGAGGGCGAUGACGGCUACGAACAGAUUUCCAGCGACGAGGAUGACCUUGACAACGGCACCUUUAAGCUGCCCUCCUUUGACAUGGACUACACACCCGAGGACCUUGCAUCCGUUCCGCCAGUCCAGUUCGAUCCCUAUGAACGAGAACUCCGACCACUGGUCUACUUCACCCCUCCGUACAAGUCACUCUUUGACACGCAGCUCGAGAAGCCCAGGGUGGAGGAGCCCAAGGACGCUAGCGGCCCUGAAGAAGCAGCAGGCGGCGAGGACACCGAUGCUUUUUCACAGCUGAAAGAACUGCUCGGAAGCAUCGGAGAAGACCGAGAUGUCCGCUGGGUUACCGCCCUGGAAGAAGCGUCGGGACUUCUCGCCAAGGGCUUGGGGUGCCUGGUUAAACAGGGCGAGCGCGUGGCCAAAGAAGAGCUUGUCAAUCUUUUAGCCCAGUGGGCCAUCCAAGGAUUAAGUAUGGAGAUUGCCCUCACACAACCAAUUGCUCUGAACCUCAGGCAACUGAAAGCUGGCGCCAAGCUAGCGUCGUACCUAGCGGAGUGUCCGCAAGGCCUGAAGGCGCUGCUACGCGACGGGGCUAUGGACGUGCUGUUGGACCUCCUCCAUAAGGACCAUGUUUCCUCCACAUUGAAAUUGAGUCUUCUCAGGGCACUCGAUGCCCUGAUUAGUUCUCCUGUUGGGGUCGAGGCUUUCCUCGACCCCGGCGAAUCUGAGAAGAGUGGCUAUCAGAGUUUAGUGCAGCUGUUCUUGCGGGAUGAAACGGUGAGGGUCAUAACUGCUGGCAAUGGCAUUCUUCAAAAAAGCCACAUGUAUGAGGUACUGCUUGACCUCCGGCGUACAGCGGCGGCUUGGAGCGAGCCGCAGCAGGAGGAGAUGGAGGAUGCUGACACCCCCAUGGAGGAGGAGCCAGCCCUGAGUUCCUCCCCUGUGAGCGAAGCGGAGCUCGAUCGUUUGGUGGGCGCUUUGGAGGAGUUGUAUCAGCUGCUGGAAACCGCCCCUCACUGCAUGGUGCAGCCACCAGGGAAAGCGUUUCCAACGUCCGUGAGAAUAACUGGACCGCAAGAGAGAGAUGAUCCAUACCCAACACUUUACAGAUACUUGCACGCGUGCCAUUUCCUGGAGAGCACGUCGGUGGUGCUUUCUGCGGCCGCGGCGUCUGGACACUUGGGCAUCACCCAAGCCGUGAGAGACCUCCUUCGCUUCCUGUCGCUCACCCAGUCGGGUCUGCUCUUCCUUCUCGCCCAACCCGCUCCCGCCAACCUACUCCUCCGCCUCCUCGCGUCCGUGGCCGAGAACGACGGGGAGGAGGCGGCCUUUACGGCAGGAGAAGGCGUUCUCACCGGGCCCGUGUUUGGCGAAGAAGGCUUCGGCGUGUGGCUCAUGCAGGCCCUGCAUGCUCUCCAGGGGGUCUCGGAGCUCAUGAGCCAGGUGACCUCAGGGGCAGACGGGGGAGUGGGCUUGGAUGAAGGCGACAAUCCGGAAGUCCUCGCCAUGCUUCAUUCACUCUAUCUGAUGACGUUCACGGUGACUGGCCGCAGCGCUGUGGCGCACGUUUUGAGUUUGGACAACAACUUGUCCUGUCUGGUCAUAUUAUUGCAGCACUACAGCAAAGAAGUACAAGGUGAGGCCAAGACUCGCAAAGCAGUGACGUAUAACUAUGCGUGCAUGCUGGUCUUACUGGUGGUGCAAAGCUCAAAUGAACUUCGCAUGAUGGAACAGUUUGCUGCUCCGCUGCUCACCAUCGCCAAGGCCGAUGACGCCAAUGCCAAACUUCAGGAACUCAGCAAAUGGCUGGAGCCUUUGGAAAAAGUGCGCUUUGAGAUUGGCAGCAUCUCGCCACUUCUGGAAUAUGUCAAACAGAAUGUGGAAAAUGUCUUGACUCCCGAGGGGACUGGAUUGGUCACCGCUCUCAGGGUGAUCUGCCACAUUGGCUGCCCCCUCCCUCUUGUUGGAGGUCAGCAAAGGGACCUGAAGUGGAGCCUUGCCUGCGUUCAGCUCUUCUCCGGCGAGGGUCUGGAUACGUGCGUGCGCGUCCUGCAGAAGCUCUGCGGAACGCUGCUCCAGCCGUGGCGCUUGCACGGAAACAUGGGCCCCACGCCGCAGCGCUGCAUGAUCCUCCACGUUUGCACCAGCACGCUUCGGUUGUUGCGCACCAUGCUGACGGAGCUGCUCCGCGGCGGCGCCUUCCAGUUCCGGGACACCCGCGUGGCCAACGUCUUGGUCAUGCUCCACAUGAUCGUUUGUUCCAUCCCCGCAUCGGGACGACUGGACGGGGAGGAAACCAGAGUGCAGGCUCUUAUCGUUGACGUGCUCCUCACUUUUACGCAGGGUGUCAACGAAGAGGUGACGCAUACAGAGGAGACGCUGGCCAGCAACACAUGGUCAUUGAUGCUAAAAGAAGUUUUAGUAUCAUUACUGAAGGCUCCCGAAGGGCUCUUCUCGGGUCUCACGCUGUUGUCCGAGCUCCUGCCACUGCCCCUCCCGAUGCAAAGCACUCAGGUGUUGUCCGUCCAAGACGUUGCCGUGGCCCUGAACACCAGGAAGCUGUGGAGCAUGCACAUCCGGGCGCAGUGGAAAGUGUUCUCGGAGGCUUUGCGGUGUGUUUGCGCCACCAGCUGCCCUCCUCUUUUGGCCAUGCUCAGGAGAGUGUGUCUUCAGCUGGCUGACCUCUCUUCUCCCACCGCCACACUCAUCAUGAAGACCUUGCUGGAGUUGCUGUCGGAGGAGUUACAGCCGGUGGAAGGGAAAACGCCGUGCUGGGCCCAAGUCUUGCGUCUGCUGUCUUUGACUGACACGCUGGCGUCGCAGAGAGCUGGUAAAUGCGCCACGCUUCACCUGCUCGCCGGGUCGGUGUCCGGAGACGAACAAAUGGCAGAUCUCUUCCCCUUGCUGCUGCCUCUCCUGGUGCCUCCCACCAAUCACUCGUUACAGCAACAGCAAUGCAGCGAACUCAUGGGAACCAUAUUACUGUCACUGUGUGACCAGGACAUUUCUCUGGUGAUGUCUCAAGGGGGUGAAGGCUGCGUGUCAGAGGUGGAACAGCUGGCUAAUGCGCUCCCGGGGCGAGAGAUGCUCUCAUCCAUUUGCAACUCCUUGAUGGAGGUUUUGGAAAACAGGGAGACCAGCGCACCGCUUCUCCUCACCUGUAUCAGGACUCUAACAUUCCUCACAGAGCACGACUAUGGACUCUACCAUCUCAAGUUAGCUCUGAAGAAACAUAGUCCAGGUGUAUUCUCGCUUCUGAAGAGAUUAAUAGUUCCCUUCAAUAAACACUCUGCAGACCUGCUCUCGGCUUUGUUGGACUUCCUCCGACAGAUCGUCAACACGGAACCAGUGUGUCACGAGGAGGGUCAGGCACCCGUUGAGGAGUCAUCCUUUGUUCCGUCUCCACGGCUGCUGAGUGGAUCUGAGAUGAAGGCUCUCCUGCAGUGGGAAAAAUCGGACUCGCAUCCUCUUCAGAUUUUGGAGAAACAAAUCAAGAAACUUUGUAAGGAGGACGAUUCGCUGGAGACCCUGUUGGAGAGCGUGACCGUCCUGAGGCAAACGCUGGAGGCUUCCACAGAUGAACCUCCUGCAGUUGAUAUUGAGCCCACUCUGCCAGCGCCUGAGACUCUUGCCAUUCAGUUUAAUCAUAGGACUGUUUUUAUUCUUUCUGAAGCGCUCGAUGAGCAACUCAAGGCUCUUUGGUUUUCUCCUUUCCAAACCGAUGAUAUAGAGACUGAACUUGACAUGGUGAAGGUGGAUCUGGUGGGUUUGGCUCAGGAAUGUUGUCCAGAACUGGACCUGAAAGCAGAGCUGGAACGCUCCUUCCUGUCCGAGCCCUCCUCGCCAGGUCACGCCAAGACUCAAAAAGGCUUCCGACUGGGAAGGCACAAACACGAGACCUUUAUUACAUCCAGCGGUAAGUCGGACUACGUGGAACCCGCGAAGAGAGCUCACAUCAUGGCGGCUCCACGCGGCCGAGGAGGUCGAGGAGGCUUGGGACAGAACUUCUGCCGACCGCACGACAUCUUCCGCCAGCGCAAACAAAACACUUCCCGUCCUCCCAGCAUGCACGUGGAUGACUUUGUGGCAGCUGAGUUUAAAGACAUUACCACCCCAAUUGGACUUUUGCCUCCCAAGCGACCUCUGAAAAGCUCCCCCAAGCUGCCCACCAGAGGACUAUUCACUGGCAACAGAGGCAGAGCUACCUUCCAUAAUCAGACUCGCUUUUUCACUCCACCACAACCUAAAAGUGUUCUACUUGCCGGUAACUACCCUCGCAGGGAGGGAGGCCGAGGUUCUUCAUGGAGCGCGCAAGUUCCCGCAGUUACUCACAGAGGAACGUACAGUGAGCCGCGCGGAGGCCAAAGCAACUUCACGCGAGGACCUUUGCCCUCACGACAACUUCCCGCAAAUGCGUAUCGCCUGGCUCCACGUGAUCGGGCUCCACGAGGCCGAGGCGGCACUGGGCUUUCGUGGCUAAGCGGCGGCGGAGGAGGCGGAGGCGGUAAUGUCGGUGGUGGAGGUGGUGGUGGUGGAGGAGGAGGGAGGGGCUCCCAGGUGAGCAAAUUUAGCGGCGGCGGAGGGAGCGGAGGUGGCAGGGGCCGACACGUGCGCUCCUUCACCAGGUAAAUUCACCUGGGCAUUGACUGAAAGCCCGCCACGGCUCCAAACGGACCAAUCAACUUGUUUUAUGCUAUCUCCAUGGAAUGGUGUCUGUGGAGAUCUUUGUGUUGUUUGUUAUUGAGUUGUAACCAGAGAAUAAAGUUCAUAGGAAUUGA